This is a messenger RNA of Penicillium riverlandense, 3246 nucleotides long. It is a transcript of the gene niiA, whose product is annotated as nitrite reductase niiA. The record is from RefSeq and is a predicted model, not a curated record. Bases 1 to 3246 code for a protein of 1081 amino acids. The transcript is spliced from 9 exons. NCBI's taxonomy places the organism in Eukaryota, Fungi, Ascomycota, Eurotiomycetes, Eurotiales, Aspergillaceae. Gene Ontology annotation, molecular function: 2 iron, 2 sulfur cluster binding; heme binding; nitrite reductase [NAD(P)H] activity.
AUGCCAAUUCUAGAUGGACUAAGAUAUGGUGACCCGAUUGAUGGAAGCGUUGGCGCAAACAUCCCGGAGAGCUCACGACAAAGGAUUGUGGUUGUGGGCUUGGGCAUGGUGGCCAUCUCCUUCAUUGAGAAAGUCAUCAAACAUGACACACGCCGGCAAUAUGACAUUGUCGUCGUUGGCGAAGAACCUCAUGUGGCAUAUAACCGCGUUGGGCUGUCGUCUUUCUUCGAGCAUCGCAAAAUCGAGGAUCUAUACCUCAAUCCGAAGAAAUGGUACGAAUCAUUCAAAGAACGCACCUUCGACCACCACCUCAACACCAGAGUGACCGAGAUAAACGCUGCCGACCAGACAAUCCGUACUUCUACAGGCGACACAAUCGGGUAUGACAUCCUGGUUCUCGCAACUGGUUCUGAUGCUGUCCUGCCAACAAAUACUCCCGGUCACGACGCAAGGGGCAUAUUCGUGUACCGAACGAUCUCUGAUCUCGAGCGUCUCAUCGGUUUUGCGGCCCAACACAAAGGCGAAACCGCAGUAACAGUCGGCGGGGGACUCUUAGGGUUGGAGGCCGCCAAGGCCAUGACAGAUCUGCAGGAUUUUGGAAAUGUCAAGUUGAUCGACCGCAAUAAAUGGGUAUUGGCACGACAGCUUGACGGCGAUGCGGGCACGUUGGUGACGCGCAAAAUCCGAGAGCUAGGCUUGGAUGUUCUGCAUCAGAAGCGCAUUGCUGUGGUCAACACGAAUGCGGAGAAUAAUGUUACCGGAAUCACCUUUGAGGAUGGAGAGCAGAUCAGUUGCUGCUGUAUUUGCUUCGCGAUUGGAGUGAAGCCAAGAGAUGAAUUGGGCCGUUCGGCUGGGAUCCAGAGCGCUGAAAGAGGAGGCUUUGUUAUUGAUGAAAGUUUACGGACCUCAAUUCCGAAUAUCUACGCUAUCGGUGAAUGUGCCAGCUGGGAGAAUCAAACCUUCGGGAUUAUUGCGCCAGGAAUUGAAAUGGCGGACGUGUUAGCCUUUAAUUUGACAAGCCUCGACAAAGAACCAAAAAGAUUUACCCGCCCAGACCUCAGCACAAAACUGAAGCUGCUUGGGGUUGACGUCGCCAGUUUUGGGGACUUUUUCGCUGACAGGGAUGGGCCCAAAUUUCUCCCCGGUCAACGGCCAACAAAUGGUUCCGCAAGGAAAAUGGAUCAUACAGAGUCUCCGGUCAAGGCUCUUACAUAUAAAGAUCCUUUUGGUGGUGUGUACAAGAAGUACUUGUUUACCAUGGACGGAAAGUACCUGCUUGGAGGUAUGAUGAUUGGAGACACAAGAGACUAUCUAAAGUUGAACCAAAUGGUGAAGAGCCAGAAAGAGCUGGAAGUGCCUCCGAGUCAGUUCAUUCUCGGUUCCCAGAAAGAUGGCGAAGAAAAUGCAGACGAUCUUGAUGACAGUACACAGAUUUGCUCCUGUCACAAUGUUACCAAGGGAGACGUAGUGGAAAAUGUCAAGAACGGCACCUGCAAAUCAAUUGGGGAGCUCAAGUCUUGCACCAAGGCUGGGACUGGUUGCGGAGGCUGUAUGCCUCUGGUCCAGUCAAUUUUCAACAAAACCAUGCUCGAAAUGGGACAGGAGGUAUCCAAUCACCUCUGCUCCCACAUUCCCUAUUCACGAGCCGAUCUUUACAAUGUCAUCGCCAUCAAACAGUUAAAGACCUUCGUCGAUGUAAUGAAGGCAGUCAGCAAGAAUCCAGACUCCUUGGGCUGCGAGCUCUGCAAGCCAGCAAUUGCAUCCAUUCUGUCGAGUCUAUUCAACCCACAUAUCAUGGACAAGGGGUUCCACGACCUGCAAGAUACGAAUGACAAAUUCUUGGCCAAUAUCCAAAGGAAUGGCACAUUUUCAGUUGUACCCCGGGUCCCCGGUGGAGAAAUCAGUGCAGACAAACUGAUCGCCAUCGGCCAAGUGGCCAAAAAGUAUGGUCUAUAUUGCAAGAUUACCGGUGCCCAGCGAAUUGAUAUGUUUGGAGCAAAGAAGCAGGAUCUUCUCAAUAUCUGGACCGAGCUCGUUGAUGCGGGGAUGGAGAGUGGGCAUGCUUAUGCCAAAGCACUGCGGGCUAUCAAGAGCUGUGUUGGCACCACAUGGUGUCGGUUUGGAGUUGGUGAUAGUGUUGGGAUGGCCAUCCGACUCGAGGAGCGAUAUAAAAGUAUCCGGGCACCGCACAAAUUUAAAGGCGCGGUAUCAGGCUGCGUACGUGAAUGUGCUGAGGCUCAAAAUAAGGACUUCGGUCUUAUCGCCACCGAGAAAGGGUUCAACAUCUUCGUUGGUGGCAACGGAGGAGCCAAACCGAGGCAUUCUGAGCUACUAAUCAAAGAUGUACCCCCGGAGAUGGUCAUGCCAAUUAUUGACCGUUAUCUGAUUUUUUAUAUUCGGACAGCCGAUAAGCUGCAGCGUACAGCCAGAUGGAUCGAAAACCUCCCAGGUGGGAUCAACUACUUGAGAGAGGUGAUCAUCGACGACAAGCUUGGCAUCUGUGCGGACAUGGAAAAUCAAAUGGAAGAACUUGUGAAUAGCUACUUUUGCGAGUGGACCGAGACCGUACGGAAUCCCAAGCGGCGGAAAUUUUUCCAACAAUUCGCCAAUACCGAGGAGGCCGUUGAAACGGUAGAACUUGUGAAGGAGCGUUCCCAACAACGCCCUACAUAUUGGGCCACAGACAGUGCACAAGAGGACUUUAAAGGCCACCAGUGGUCAACUCUUUCGUGGCAGCCUGUGGUCAAAGCAGAUCACUUCUCUGACGAGUACCCGCAAAUCUCAUCUGCCAACAUCAAGCGCAGCGACACUCAGCUAGCUGUGUUUAAGAUCAAGGGCAAGUACUACGCAACUCAGCAGAUGUGCCCGCAUAAACGAGCAUUUGUCCUUUCGGAUGGAUUGAUUGGCGAUGACGAUGCUGGUAAAUAUUGGGUCUCGUGCCCUUACCACAAACGCAACUUUGAGCUCAACGGCGAGCAGGCCGGUCGGUGCUCAAAUGACGAAGAUUUGAACAUUGCUACGUUCCCUGUGGAGGAGCGCGAUGAUGGAUGGGUUUAUGUGAAGCUUCCACCGAUUGAGGAGCUAGAUUCGGUUCUCGGAACUGAAAAGUGGAAGGUGAGGAAAGGGGAGGCCCCCAAUCCUUUUGAGAAGGCGGACAAAAAACUCAAGGGGCUACGAGGCAAGAAAGUUGGGGAGAGUAAUGGGUUAAUACCGUCAGGAAAGGCAGUGAACGGGAUUGACUGGUAA